AUGGUUCGCAACACCGCAUCGAUGCAGUCCCUCCGCGACAGCCUGGCCGAUGUCUCCAUCGCUCCACCAGCCUCGCCAGCAGAGCAACAGCAGCCUCCGCUAACGCCGUACCAAGUCCAACAACGUCUAGUCCAACCACAGACAAUGCAGUUGUGUGGUAACGACGACUACACCAAGGCACUCAUGACCAAGGUUGCAACUGGGCAGGCCACAGACGCCGAAUUAGCUGCGUUCAACAAGCACGUCAACGAAGCUCGAUCACUUCCGUCGAUCCAAAACCUCCUCCAGCGAAGCCCGGAGUCCUCGUCGCCUCCUGCGACUACUCAUCAACCCACUAGUGACCCUAUCAGCUCAGGGCCAACGUACUGUUCAACCAAACUUGGAAAAAACCAUGCCCUCAUGGAUUAUGAGGCGCAGCUUAGGCUACUGGAACUGCAAAACGCUAAGCGCCACCAAAUGGCAAGGGAAGAGAUGGAGAGCGAUGAGAGGACUGACUCGAGGGAGCGCAGAAGACAGGUGCUCAUCGAGAAAGAGAUGGAGCAAUUCAACCACGGAACACCUUGGUCAACGUGGAAGAGAGACCACACUCGGCUCUUGCACGUCGAGCCCAGCACGUGCAGUCGUCAUGAGAAGGAUGAGUUUGAGCUUCUGUGGCAAAAGAAUCUCGCUGAGCAGAGAGCGUCCCGGCGCAAAUCGAAGGGUGGUUUGGCUGCAACUCUUGCUGCCAAUGAGGCGAAACAAGACGAGGCGCUUCGCUUCAAGCAGGCCACUCGCGAGAAUGCGGCCAAAUACACCAAGCCAUUCUGCGACUUCUUGACUGAGAAUCCAACGGUCUUCCACUGCGUUGCGGCCAUGAAGAAGGAUUUGAAGGACUCCGGCUGGACAGAGCUAUCGGAGAGAGAAUCGUGGGACCUCAAACCCUGGGGCCACUACUUCGUCUCGCGCAACGACUCUUCCCUGAUUGCGUUCGUCGUGGGCGCGAACUACGAACCUGGCAAUGGAGCUGCGAUCCUGGCUGGCCACGUCGAUGCACUUACUGCCAAGUUGAAGCCGGUCUCGCAAGUCCCGAACAAGGCUGGCUACCUGCAGUUGGGUGUUGCUCCUUACGCUGGAGGCUUGAACAACACUUGGUUUGACCGGGACCUGGGCAUUGGUGGCCGCGUCCACGUCAAGCAGGGUGACAAGAUUGUGACCAAGCUUGUCAAAUUGGACUGGCCCAUUGCGAAGAUUCCAACGUUGGCUCCUCACUUCGGCGCUGCAGCUCAAGGUCCUUUCAACCUCGAGACCAACAUGGUGCCGAUCAUUGGUCUGGAGGGUACUGAAUCAGCGACGACUAGGUCGUACGAACUUGCCGACCCAUUCAGCCAGCCACCAUUGCUCGGUGGUGCUAAUGGACCCGUUGGCAGCUUCGUCCAGACGCAGCCACCCGCCCUCGUCAAGGCCAUCACUGAGGCUCUUGAUAUUCGCAGCAGCCAGGACGGCACAAUCGUCAACUGGGAGCUGGAACUCUUCGACGUGCAACCAGCCACCGUCGGAGGACUCUCCAAAGAAUUCAUCUACGCCGGCCGCAUCGACGACAAGCUCUGCUCCUGGGCCGCCCUCCAAGCCCUGAUCGAAUCCCAAGUCUACGACACCCGGCACUCGUCCCUCAUCAAAGUCGUCGGCCUCUUCGACGACGAAGAAAUCGGCUCCCUCCUCCGCCAAGGCGCCCGCGGCAACUUCCUCCCCGCGACGCUCGAACGCGCCGUCGGCUCCCUCGCCGGCCACCACCCAUCCUCCGACCUGAUGGGCCGCACCUACGCCAAUUCCUUCCUCGUCUCCUCCGACGUCACCCACGCCGUCAACCCCAACUUCCUCUCCGCAUACCUCGAAAACCACGCGCCGCACCUCAACGUCGGCGUCGCCGUCGCCGCCGACUCCAACGGCCACAUGACGACCGACUCCGUCUCGACCACCAUCCUCAAACGCUGCGCGGACAAAGUCGGCGCGAACCUGCAGGUUUUCCAGAUCCGGAACGAUAGUCGGAGCGGUGGCACCGUGGGGCCGAUGUUGUCGUCGGCGCUGGGGAUUCGCGCGAUUGAUGCGGGACUGCCGCAGUUGAGUAUGCAUUCUAUCCGGGCGACGACGGGCGCGUUGGAUCCGGGGUUUGGGGUUUUGCUGUUUACGGGGUUUUUGAAUGGGUUUGAGGGGGUUGAUAGGGAGUUUCAGGAUGAGAGUCGGUAUUAG
Molecule: messenger RNA, 2226 nt
Organism: Zasmidium cellare ATCC 36951
Lineage: Eukaryota; Fungi; Ascomycota; Dothideomycetes; Mycosphaerellales; Mycosphaerellaceae
Exons: 1
Coding region: 1-2226 (741 amino acids)
Biological process (GO): proteolysis
Cellular component (GO): fungal-type vacuole
Molecular function (GO): metalloaminopeptidase activity; zinc ion binding
Source: RefSeq, a predicted model, not a curated record